Messenger RNA from Plasmodium reichenowi, 6234 nucleotides. RefSeq lists its product as hypothetical. NCBI's taxonomy places the organism in Eukaryota, Apicomplexa, Aconoidasida, Haemosporida, Plasmodiidae. Bases 1 to 6234 code for a protein of 2077 amino acids. The transcript is spliced from 2 exons. The record is from RefSeq and is a predicted model, not a curated record.
AUGAAUUAUAUUGAAAGGAAUAAAAUAGAAACUAUUUAUACGGAUGAUUAUACAGAUUUUACACGACUUAGUGAUUUUGAAAUAUUUACUAAAGACAUUUUAGUAAGUUUAAAGAAAUUAAAUAUAUUAGAAACGAAAAGAAAAUAUGAAGAAAAAUAUGCUUUUAUAAAUAAUGAGAAAAGGGAAAAACCGUUAGCUCCUUUAUCAUUAAUAAUAACGGUAGAUGACACCUGUAACUUUUUAAAAAAAAGUAUUAAGAAAGAAUAUGGUGUAAAAUUAAAUUAUGUAUAUUACCCAUAUAAUAAAUGUCAAAAAAUUAUACCCUUUGAUAACAAUAAUAAUAAUAAUAAUAAUAAUAAUAAUAACAAUAAUAAUAAUAAUAAUAGUAACAAUAGUAACAAUAGUAACAAUAUUAAUAAUAGUAAUAAUAGUAAUAAUAAUAAUGAUGCAAGUACUUCAUUUUAUAACAAAAAUGUUAGUAUUGUUAAUUCAUUUUAUUGUUUACAUGGGAACCUGAACUGUUCAGAAAUAACUUUGUUCCCAGCUCGUACCUUUCCCAUACAGCGAUUUUUUUUUGUUAAUGAAUAUGUAGAACUCGAAAUUACAGAUAAAAGUAGUGGAGAAGAAGAGCAGUGCAUUAAUAUUGAUCAGUUUUCAAUCAGCAAUUUAAUUUUAAAUAGUUUAAAAUUAGCUUUAAGUGAGUUAGAUAUUUCUUUACCCACGUUUGUUAUAAUUGAUAAGAAUGCACAUGUAUAUCAAGGUCAUUUUUAUACGAGUGAUUAUACAUAUUAUAAAUGUAUAAAUCCUUUUAAACCUAAUCAUAAAUAUAGUAUAAUGAGUGAUGAUUAUAAAGAAGUUAAUAGAAGUCUUCAUAAUUUUACUUACAAUAGUAAUUAUGAAAAAGAAAAUAAUUAUAUAUCUAUUUAUAAAGGUGUUGGUUUUGAAGUAAAUUAUCAUUCUUUUAAAUAUUAUAAUUAUUUUAAAUCAUUUACCUUUGAUCAUUUAGUAGCAUUAUUUUGUUUAUUUUUACAUUUAUCGAAUAUAAAAGGUAGAAAUAUUUAUAAUAUUAAUGUACAUUUAAAGAAUAUUUAUUUAAUUGAUAAACCUCAUGUUUGUUAUAAUAAUUGGAAAGGCUUUAAUAUAAAAAAUAAGAAUUAUUAUAUAUUAAAGAAUAAAGUAAGAGGAAAAGAAAAAAAUAAUUGUAAUCAUCAUAAAAAUAAUAAUCAUAAAAUGAAAAAGAAAACAAAUAUUUUUAAAAAAUAUUAUUUGUUUCAUAAUAAAAAGAAUAACCAAGAAGCUUCGAUUUAUUUUUUAAAUCAUAUAUAUAAUUUUAUUAAAAAAAAUAAAUAUUAUGGGAACAAGGUAUAUCUGUGUUAUUAUACUAAUAGUGUGAAAGAUAAUUAUGAUAUUAUGAUAAAUUCGAUAGAGAAAAAAGAAUAUAAUGAUUUUGAACAGAAAAAAAGAAUAGAUGAAGAUAGAGAAAAACAAAAUAACGAUACUAAAAAUAAAAAAGAAAUACAUAACGAAAAGGAAAUAAUUAGGGAAGAAAUAGGUACUGUUACUCAUUAUUUAUAUAAUAUAAAAAAUAAUUUGUGCAAACCGACAUAUGAUAAAAAUGAACGUAGAAAAAUUAUAUUAACAAAUAUUUUAUCAGAUGAUGAAGAAGAUAAUAUGUCUGAUAAUAUUUUUUAUUAUUCAUCACCAUAUAAUAAUUAUCCUUUAUCAAAUAAUGAACAUAUAAAAAUGAAAAAGAAAAGAACGACAUAUGAAGAUAUUAACAGAUUAUAUAAUAAUUUAAGAAGUCAUAAAAAUAUACCAAAAAACGAAAGUAAUUUAUUUUUAUCCAUUUAUGUAUUAAAUUUUAUUAGUAAUAUGCAACACAAAAUUUUAGAUACAAAUGAAAGCGAAAAAAAAAAUAUAAUGAAUACCUGGAAAAUAAGAUUUAUAAAUAAUGAUAAAUAUAAAGGAAGAAAUAGUUAUUUGUUAAAAAAUAUCUUAAAAUUGUAUCAUAACGAAUUAGUUGAUUUAAAAAAAAAAAUUCAUGACAAAUAUAGUAACGGUUAUAAUAGUGACCAACAUAAUGAACAAAAUAAUGAUCACAGCAAUGAACAGAACAAUGAGCAAAAUAAUGAGAAAAAUAAUGAGCGAAAUAAUGAGAAAAAUAAUGAGCAAAAUAAUGAGCAAAAUAAUGAGCAAAAUAAUGAACAUAAUAAUGAAAAAUGUAGUGAAAAAUAUAACGAACAAAAUAACAAUAAUAAUAAUAACGGUGAUAAUAACUAUGAUAACAUUUAUGAUAAUGAUAUGUCUUUUCAGAAUUAUUUAGUUCAAAAUAUAUGUAUGAAAAAUUCCGAAUGGUUAAGGGAUAGUAGUAUAUCAUCUUUUAGUUGUUUCAAUGUAGAAGACGAUUCAACAAGAUAUUAUAUUGAUAAAAUUUUGAAUAAUAUGUUUAGUAAUAAUAAAAAAAAUAUAUAUGAAUGGAAUGAUAAUAACAAUAAUAAUCAUUUUCAUAAUAAUAAUAAUAAUAAUAAACCAUGGAAAAAUAGUAAGUGGAGUAAGGGUAAAUUUAUUUAUGACCAUGAAUUAAAUAAUAUAAUGAAUAAUUCCUAUUUAAAAAAAAAUAAUUAUCAUGAAUCUUUUUAUACUCAUGAAAUUUUAGCACAUAAUAAUAUAGGAAUUAAUGAUGUUAGUAAUGUACAUAAAAAUAUAUUUGAUGCAUCACAUAAAUAUGAUAAUGUAUAUUCUUUAUCACAGAAUAAUCAUGGAUAUAAUAAUGGAUAUAAUAAUGUUUACAAAAAUAGUGGAUGUUCUACUGUCAUCACAAAUAAUAAUAAUAAUAAUAAUAAUAAUAAUAAUAAUAAUAAUAAUAAUAUAUAUAAUAAUAAUAUAAAUAAUGUUAAUAAUAAUAUUUAUAAUAAUAGUAAUAUUUAUAAUAAUAGUAAUAUUUAUAAUAAUAGUAAUAUUUAUAAUAGUAGUAAUAUUUAUAAUAACAAUAUUUAUAAUAACAAUAUUUAUAAUAACAAUCUUUAUAAUAACAAUCUUUAUAAUAACAAUCUUUAUAAUAGUAAUAAUAAUAGUAGUGUUUAUAACAAUACUCAUAACAACGAUAUAUAUAGUAUGUAUGAUGGUUUUUAUUUUUUCUUAAGUAAUAAUAAAAGCCCCCAUUUUUUAAGAAAAAAUUUAUUAUACAGGAAACCAAGGAACAAGAAAGAAUAUUUAGAUUUUAAAAAAAAAUAUUGGAAAAAAAAAAAAGCAGAAGAAAAAUUGCAACAAAUUAUAAAAGAUUUUCUAAUGAUUAAAGAAAAAUAUUUUUUAUGUCAUAAGGAAGAAAAAAUUGUUAUAUUAUUUUUUUAUUUAAUAAGUCAUUCAAGUAAUAUAAAAACAGUAUAUUAUAUAUGGAAUCAAUUUUUUGAUAAUUUAAGAAUGAAAUAUGAAAAUGGAGAAUAUAUAUUUAAUGAUUAUUUAUAUUUAUCAUAUGGUCCUCUUAAUAUAUAUUCCUAUUCCUGUUCUUUGCUUUCACAAUAUAUUAAAGCCUUAAAUAUAUCAACACAACAGUUUAAAAUUAAUGAAAUGAAGAAUCAAUUAAAAAAUAAAAAUUCACUAAGUUGUUCCUAUCUUGAAAGUGAUGAUAAUAGUUCUUUAAUAAAUGAAUAUUCGAAUAUGGAUAGUUAUUCAAAUAUAAAUGAUAAUGAAACUAAUACAAGCAUAUCUCAUAACAAUAAUAUUAAUAAUAAUAAUAAUAGUAAUAAUAGUAAUAAUAGUAUUAAUAAUAAUAGUAUUAAUAAUAAUAGUAAUAAUAAUAAUAAUAGUAAUAAUAAUAAUAAUAGUAGUAAUAAUAAUAAUCAUUAUAGUAAUAAUAAUAUUAUUAGUAAGAGCUGCAGUUCUUCUACUAUUGCAAGAAAAAAUAUAUCUGAUGAAAAUAUUUUUUAUUCUUGUGAAUUGAAUGAUGCUGCAUGGAAAAAAAAUAUAAAUAAAAAUGACAGUUCAUCUAAUCAUGAAAUGGAAUAUAUGAGGGGAAGUACAGAUUCUUUGGUAAAAAACCAGGUCUAUGUAAAUGUGGAUCAUGAUAAUGAAAGUAACCAUAACAGCAGCUGUAAUAAUAAUAAUAUUGCUAAUAAUAAUAAUAUUGCUAAUAAUAAUAAUAUUGCUAAUAAUAAUAAUAUUGCUAAUAAUAAUAAUAUUGAUAAUAAUAAUAAUAUUGAUAAUAAUAAUAAUAAUAGUAAUAGCAUGUGUGGUGCCGUUUAUAACGAUUCUAGUCAUAAUAUUAACACGAUGAAUCAUAUAAAAAAUUGUAAAGAUAAUAAUAAUGUAAGUAGUAAUACGCCCUUAACAAUCAGAAAUCUUAAAAAAAGAAAAUUACUUAUAUCCAAUUUUUUCCCUUAUCCAUUAAAUAAUAUGGAAUUGUUUAUAAGCAAAAAUAACGUAGGUACAAGAAAUGUAAAUGAUCAAGAUGAUAUGAUUACCUUAAUUUAUGAAAUCCUUCAAAUUAAAAAUAAGGAUACAUAUCAUUUUAAUGAUUUUUUGAAAUGGUAUAAAAUAAAUAUAGGCAAAUUAUACACCUCUGAACAAGUACUGAAAUAUUGUUAUAAUUGUAUAAAAUAUAGCCAUUUUAUUAAUAUUGAUAUAUAUUAUAUAAAAGAAAAAUAUAAAGAAAUAAAAAGAAAAUAUUAUUCUUAUGAUGAUUUUUUGAAAAAUAUGUUUAAUUAUGUAAAAGAUAAUUUUGAUCAAAUAAAAAAAAGGAAAUGUCCAUUUAAUACUUUUUUUGUUGGAGAAUUAAAUCUAGAUAAUUUGUUAAAUAUGAGUAUACUAGAUAUUUUGGAAAAUUCAUUUAAAGUAUUUUUUAUAUCAUAUAUUGAUUCUAUAGUCAAUUCGAAGUUAAUAUAUGUAAGAAAAAUACAAGAAGUAUUAUCCAAAAUGUUUCAUAUAAUAAAAAAGUUCCAUAGAAAAAAGAAAAAAAAAGAUAAUAAAUUUUUGAAAUCUUUAAUGGCAGCUAAUAAUAAAUGUACCAAUUCGCCAUUAGGAAAUUCAACAAUGAAUAAUAAUGAUAUAAAUAAUGAUGUGUAUAUUAAUUUUAGGGAGGGGAAUAAUACUAUAUAUAUAUGUCCUAUGAAGGAUUAUUUUAAGAAUAAAUAUAAGAGUAAUGAUGAUAGUAAUAAUAAUGAGAAUAGUAAUAAUAAUGAUGAUAGUAAUAAUAAUGAGAAUAGUAAUAAUGAGGAUAGUACUAAUAAUGAUAGUAAUAAUAAUAAUAAUAAUAAUAAUAAUAAUAUAAUUUAUAAUAUUACUGAGGAAAGACAUUCAUUUAAUAAAGUGGAACCAAUUUGCCCAGAACAUAAAUCCACAAGCGAAUUAAACAAAAAGGAAUAUUUUCAUAGUUGGAAAAAAAGUAUACACACAUUGAAAAACAAUUCAGAUAAGAAUAGCAGUGAUGAUAAUAAUAUUGAUAUAAAUUCAAAUGAACGACCUUCAAAAUAUAGUCAUAGUUUUAAUAUUAAUAAAGAAGAAAAUUAUUUUAAAAAAUUUUGUGUUAAUCCAGAAAGAAAACAAAAAAAAAUUCCAUAUACUGAUAUGAACUUUUCAACAGCUAUUAAGAAAAUAUACAAAAGAAGAUAUCAAAUGAUUUUUAAUAAAAAAUUAUUUUACUUAUUUCAAAAAUGUGAAGAAUUAUUUAACAAAGGAAUAUGGUUAUUUAAGAUAUUUAAUAAUACUUUAAAUGAAAAGAAAAUAUUUAAAAUUAUUAAUAUGAUACUUGAAUCAGAAGAAAAAGAAAUACUUAUAAAACCAAAAUAUGAAAAAUAUUUUUACAACUUUAUUAAAAAUGUAAGUCUAAAUGAUAAUAAAAAUAUGUAUGAUAAAAAAUUGAAUAAUGCCUCGAAAUUUCAGAGAUUAAAUAAAACUAUAUCAGCAAGAAAUUUUCAUAGAACUAUAAAAAGUAAACAUAAUAAAAAUAUUAUAAAUAAUGCAUAUCAUCCAAAUUUUGGAACUUCGUUAAAAAGUAAAAAAAAUGAAACCAUGUUAUUAUCUUCUCAAUCAAAUCAAGAAAAUAAUAUGCUUAAUAAGGAUAAGUUGUCACUUUUAUUACAUUCAAAUAAUAAAAAGCAAACUAUUCAAGAAUGUAUUAUAGAUUAUGUUGAUUACAAUUUUCAUAGCCAAAUGUAUAACAGUCCCACAAGAAUGUACUGUAGUGUUAACCAAAUGGACACGACCGUUUCUUUUAUUAAAACACCCUCUUUUUUGUAA